GAGGCAGGCUGGGGUCCAGGGUGCUGAGGCUCAGGGUCUGUGGCCUGAUUUUCUUCCCUGGCCCUCAGCACCCCUCUCCCGCUGCACCUGUGUGUGCCCCAUUGUGCGAGUCUCAUUCAUUAAGCAAGUGUUGUUCAGUGCCUUUGUGUGUGCAGUGGUCUUCCUGUGUUGCUGCUGGCGAUGUUAGUGUUUCCAUCCAUCCGGCACCUUCUCCCAGUCUCCUGUCCUCAUCUGAGGGAGCCAGGCUGGCUGAGACCGUCCCAGGUCCCCCAGUCCCACGUCAGGAACCCUCUCCCUCAUGUUGUCCAACCCUGGAGCUCAUCCCCUGCGACUCCAUGCCCUUCACAGCCAGGGCCUGUGCUCCGGCUGAGCCACAGGUGACCUGAAUCCCCCUCCAGGCGCCCUCUGGUCCCCACACAGCGUCUGGACAGAGGCCUCGCCAUCCUGGGGAGGGACUCCUGCGGGUGCUCUGCAGCCCAGGCAACCCUGAGCACCGUGUAACUUCCUGGAUGGAGUUGGCAAGAGGGUGGGCCUGGCUCCAGAGGUCGGGGUUGUGAGGCUGGGGUCUCUUUAGCUCUGACUCAGACCCUGCAGUGCACCGGGGGCACAGGAAGGCAGAGUCCAGGCUGAGUCACUGCCUUGUCCUUCACAGCACAACUGUUUCCAUCUCAGCCUGGGAAGCCAGGUGCAGUGAGGAGGGGAGACCAUGUCCCCCUAUUGCCUUCGAACGUCCCACCUUCAGCCCUAACGCCCCCUGCCCCUGGCCCGUCUUUCUUUUCCAAGAGUGACCAGGAACUGGGAUGAUGGUGGAAGGGAGGUUUUUGUCGGUCUUUUCUGACCUUCAGAGGAAAGCCCUGAGGUCUAAGCUCAAAAGAAGUAGGCAGGAGGGGCCGGGAGCCUUGGGAGCAGGGAGAGGAGAGGAGAGAGGAGGCUGGAGCCUCUCAUAAGAAAUGAAGGGGUCCCCAGAGCAGGGUGCUACCGAGAGUGCAUCUUGGUGUCCCCCUGCUCCUUUCUCAUCCCUGCGUCCUGCACUUCCAAACACAUAUGGGAAUAUAUGUUGCCCCUGAAGAUUGGGGGCCACUCACCUGCGCACCUGAUUUAUGCACUUGGCCCUCCAUGUAGCCAUGCACAGAGGAACGCCGUGAAUAAGGGGCCUUCUGAUAAGGUCCUUGAGGAACAGACAGAAGGACCACAGAUGCUGGACAGCAGAGGCCUGGGCCGAGCAGGAAGGGCCUGCAGGCUCUGGGAUUGAGUGCAGGCUGCCCGCCUGGGGGCCAGUGAAUGGAAACCAGUGUGAUUUUCUUAAAAAUACCUGCAAUGGGGCAAAGAAUCAAACCAGCGUGCUCACUCCAUCCCGUGCCCUUCCACCCUCAGCAGCCUGAGCCCCGGGGCGGGCACAGGGCACCUCAGGGACAAUAGUGCUAGGCAGUACCAGGGCUGCUUGCUGCUGGGCAGUGCCCACGCUGGGAUGUGCUGCUGCUGUAGCUGCUGCCCACUGCUGGCCCACCUUGAGAGGGGGCCACUUCAAGAGAAGGCCCGGGAGAAGGACAGGAUGAAGGAAGCCAAGGAUGCCCGGUAUACCAACGGGCACCUCUUCACCACCAUCUCAGUGUCGGGCAUGACCAUGUGCUAUGCCUGUAACAAGAGCAUCACGGCCAAGGAAGCCCUCAUCUGUCCAACCUGCAGUGUGACUAUCCACAACCGCUGUAAAGAUGCCCUGGCCAACUGUACCAAGGUCAAGCAGAAGCAACAGAAAGCCGCUCUGCUGAAGAACAACUCUGCCCUGCAGUCUGUUUCUCUCCGCAGUAAGACAACCAUCCGAGAGCGACCCAGCUCCGCCAUCUACCCCUCCGACAGCUUUCGACAGUCUCUCCUGGGCUCCCGCCGCGGCCGCUCCUCCUUGUCCUUGGCCAAGAGUGUUUCCACCACCAACAUUGCUGGACAUUUCAACGAUGAGUCCCCGCUGGGGCUGCGCCGGAUCCUGUCACAGUCCACAGACUCCCUCAACAUGCGGAACCGAACCCACUCUGUGGAAUCGCUUAUUGACGAAGGUGCAGAGGUGAUCUACAGUGAGCUGAUGAGCGACUUUGAGAUGGACGAGAAGGACUUCGCGGCCGACUCCUGGAGCCUUGCUGUGGAUAGCAGCUUUCUACAGCAGCACAAGAAGGAGGUGAUGAAGCAGCAGGAUGUCAUCUACGAGCUAAUCCAGACGGAGCUGCACCAUGUGAGGACGCUGAAGAUCAUGACGCGCCUCUUCCGUACGGGCAUGCUGGAGGAGCUGCAGCUGGAGCCAGGGGUGGUGCAGGGCCUGUUCCCCUGUGUGGAUGAACUCAGUGACAUCCACACACGCUUCCUCAGCCAGCUGUUGGAACGCAGGCGCCACGCCCUGUGCCCUGGCAGCACCCGGAACUUUGUCAUCCACCGCUUGGGUGACCUGCUCAUCAGCCAGUUCUCAGGUCCUAGUGCCGAGCACAUGCGGAAGACUUACUCGGAGUUCUGCAGCCGCCACACGAAGGCCUUGAAGCUCUAUAAGGAGCUGUAUGCCCGGGACAAACGAUUCCAACAGUUCAUCCGGAAAGUGACCCGCUCAGCUGUGCUGAAGCGGCACGGGGUCCAGGAGUGUAUCCUGCUGGUGACCCAGCGAAUCACCAAGUACCCAGUGCUCAUCAGCCGGAUCCUGCAGCAUUCCCACGCCUCUCAAGGUGAGAUCAAGACGCACUGGGAAUUGGGGCUGGAAAGAAGCUGGCAGAGCUGUCCCCAUGCUGACCCUCUGGUGCCAGGGAUGGAGGAGGAGCAGCAGGACCUGACAGCAGCCCUGGGGCUGGUGAAGGAGCUGCUGUCCAACGUGGACCAGGAUGUGCAUGAGCUGGAGAAAGGGGCCCGCCUGCAGGAGAUCUACAACCGCAUGGACCCUCGGGCCCAGGCACCGGUGCCUGGCAAGGGCCCCUUUGGCCGAGAGGAGCUUUUGCGGCGCAAGCUCAUCCAUGAUGGCUGCUUGCUCUGGAAGACAGCGACGGGGCGCUUCAAAGAUGUGCUGAUGCUGCUGAUGACAGAUGUGCUGGUGCUUCUCCAGGAGAAGGACCAGAAGUACAUCUUCCCUGCCCUGGACAAGCCAUCAGUGGUGUCGCUGCAGAAUCUGAUUGUACGGGACAUUGCCAACCAGGAGAAAGGGAUGUUUCUGAUCAGCGCUGCCCCACCCGAGAUGUAUGAGGUACACACAGCGUCACGGGAUGACCGGAGCACCUGGAUCCGCGCCAUUCAGCAGAGCGUUCGCGUGUGCCCGUCCCGGGAGGACUUCCCCCUGAUCGAGACGGAAGAUGAGGCUUACCUGCGGCGCAUCAAGAUGGAGCUGCAGCAGAAGGACCGGGCGCUGGUGGAGCUGCUGCAGGAGAAGGUUGGGCUGUUUGCAGAGAUGACCCACUUCCAGGCGGAGGAGGAUGGCAUCAGUGGGGUGCCCCUGCCCACCCUGCCCAGGGGCCUUUUCCGCUCCGAGUCCCUCGAGUCCCCCCGUGGCGAGCGGCUGCUGCAGGAUGCCAUCCGUGAGGUGGAGGGCUUGAAAGACCUGCUGGUGGGGCCUGGCGUGGAGCUGCUCUUGACGUCCCGGGAGCCAGCCCAGCCCUUGGAACUGGACAGCAGUGGGAACACAAGUCCUGGGGUCACUGCCAACGGCGAGGCCAGAACCUUCAACGGCUCCAUCGAGCUCUGUAGAGCUGACUCGGACUCCAGUCAGAAGGAUCGGAAUGGAAAUCAGCUGAGGUCUCCCCAAGAGGAGGUGUUACAGCGGCUGGUCAACCUCUACGGAUUGCUGCACGGGCUGCAGGCGGCUGUGGCCCAGCAGGACACUUUGAUGGAAGCCCGGUUCCCUGAAGGCCCUGAGCGGCGGGAGAAGCUGUCCCGAGCUAACUCUCGGGACGGGGAAGCUGGCAGGGCAGGAGCUGCCCCUGCAGCUCCUGAAAAGCAGGCCACAGAGCUGGCGCUGCUGCAGCGACAACACGCACUGCUGCAGGAGGAGCUGCGGCGCUGCAGGCGGCUGGGUGAGGAGCGGGCGACGGAGGCCGGCAGCCUGGAGGCCCGCCUGCGAGAGAGCGAGCAUGCCCGGGCCCUGCUGGAGCGGGAGGCCGAAGAGGCACGCAGGCAGCUCGCCGCCCUGGCCCUGGGCCAUGCUGAGCCGCUCCCAGCUGAGGCGCCCUGGGCUCGCAGGCCUCUGGACCCUCGGCGCCGCAGCCUCCCAGCCGGCGAUGCCCUGUACCUGAGCUUCACGCCCCCGCAGCCUGGCCGAGGCCAUGACCGCCUGGAUCUGCCGGGGACAAAUCGCUCUGCGCACCGACCCUGUGAGGACCGGGAGAGGCAGGAGCUGGGCAGCCCUGAGGAGCGGCUACAGGACAACAGCGAUCCUGACACAGGCAGUGAGGAGGAAGGGAGCAGUCGUCUGUCUCCACCCCACAGUCCACGAGACUUCACCCGAAUGCAGGACAUCCCUGAGGAGACCGAGAGCCGCGACGGGGAGCUGCUGGCUUCCGAGAGCUAAGGGGCCCUUGCCCCUGCUGUGCCCCAGUGAAGAACGUCACUGCUGGGGCAAAUGUCGGGGACUGCAAGCUGCCAGUGACAAGGGGACAUUCGAAAGAACUGCUGAUUGUCCUUGUCAGCUCUUGGGAUCCUUGGAUACCUGGGGCCAUUUAGGAACCUGGGGGAUUUAAGUCACAAUCCCCCUGGUGGCAUCCAAAAGCUACACCACAGAUGCCAAUUUGUCAUGCCUUCUUCCCUCUACUUUAGGAAAAUUUAUUUAUUUAUUGUUUAUUAGUUGUGGGGGAGAAGGAAGAUUUAAAGGACCAGGGACAUGGGAACCAAGCCAUAGGGAUCAGGGGCCUUGUCCUUUCUCACUACUGGGGUACGUUCAGGCCUCUCCAGCAGCCGCUGGGUUCUACUCCUGACUGUCCCCAGCAGCACCCACCUCUGACAGACUGCAGCCACAGGACACUCCUGCCCCUGUGCGGAGGGCUGUGGGCAGCCGUGUCCUUCUCCCCACGCCCCUCACCCUCUUCUUGCUGGGCCCCUUCUCUGCAUCCACCAGGAACCCCGGGGAGAUGACCUGCUCCCAGGUGGAUGGAGUGGAGAUCAGGGUGGCUACAAUGGUUUGUUGAGGGUGAGGGAAAAAUCCCACAGGGACCAGAAUGUUUUGUUGUUUUCUUUUCUUUUUUGUACCAAAGCCAGCUGCACGUGUUUUAUAUUUUUAAGAGAAGACAUAGGCAAUUAGAGAUCACACUCUUCUAUCUCCACAUCUCAAUGUCAGGGCUGGGGGAAGACUGAUUUCUCCCACCGCCUGCAUUCAUAGGGCUCCUAUUCCGAAAGUUCUAGGGUGGGUUGGGAAAUCUCUACGAACCCUAGCCUCACUGCCCACCUCAGCGACCAUGACUUGAAACCUCAUUGUGAAUUCGGGGGAUUUUUCAAUGGACAGCACCCACCAACUCCAGCCAUUUUUCUGCCAAUUUGAUUGUUUUAAAAAAACAAAACAAAACAACAAAAAAAAAAAAAAAAAGAAGAAGAAAAAGAAAAACCAAGCAGGGAAAAUUAAAGACCUGAAACCCUA
Heterocephalus glaber (naked mole-rat) is the source of this 5587-nucleotide messenger RNA. It is a transcript of the gene Arhgef2, whose product is annotated as Rho/Rac guanine nucleotide exchange factor 2. Gene Ontology annotation, molecular function: guanyl-nucleotide exchange factor activity; microtubule binding. Gene Ontology annotation, biological process: positive regulation of neuron differentiation; cell morphogenesis; actin filament organization. Gene Ontology annotation, cellular component: cytoskeleton; ruffle membrane. NCBI's taxonomy places the organism in Eukaryota, Metazoa, Chordata, Mammalia, Rodentia, Bathyergidae. The record is from RefSeq and is a predicted model, not a curated record.